AUGGCAUGGUCUAGGGCCAGUAUAAGCCUAUUAGUACGGUACCUUACUGUCGCGCAGGCGGCGAGGAUGCAAUCUUUCCCCUCCGGUCGCCUUCAAUUCCCCCUCCCAUCGGCUUCAAUUCACCCUCUCGUCGCCUCCACUUCCCCCUCCCGUCGCCUCCAAUUCCCCCUACCGUCGCCUCCACUUCCCCCUCCCGUCGCCUCCAAUUCCCCCUACCGUCGCCUCCACUUCCCCCUCCCGUCGCCUCCAAUUCCCCCUCCCGUCGCCUCCACUUCCCCCUCCCAUCGCCACCACUUCCCCCUCCCGUCGUCUCAACCUCCCACUCCCGUCGCCUCAUCUUCCCCCUACCGUCGCCUCCACUUCCCCCUCCCGUCGCCUCCAAUUCCCCCUUCCGUUGCCUCCACUCCCCCCUCCCGUCGCCUCCAAUUCCCCCUCCCGACGCCUCCACUUCCCCCUCCCGUCGCCUCAGCUUCCCCCUCCUGUCGCCUCCACUUCCCCCUCCUGUCGCCUCCUCUUCCACCCUCCUUUUGUCUUCACAACCCCGUCCCUUCGACUUCACUUACCCCUCCCGUCCCCCCAACUUCUCCCCCCCCCCCCCCGCCCCCGUCGCCCCCGCUCCCCCCCCCCCCCCCCCCCGUCGCCUCCACUUCCCCCUCCCGUAGCCUUCACAUCCUGCUCACUCUCUUCACCCCAUUUUCCCCCUUAUCGCUCUCUUUCCCCCUCUGCUCACUCCUUUUUUCCCAGCUCACUCCCAUGCCCACUCUCGCCACCCAGAUCACUCUCUUUCCCCCUUUGCUCACCCCCUUCUCCACCCUGCUCACUCUCUUUCCCCCACUAAAACCCCCCCUUUUCCCCACUCCUACCCUCCCUUCCCCCCACUCCUACCCUCCCUUUCCCCCACUCCUACCCUCCCUUUCCCCCACUCCUACCCUCCAUUUUCCCCACUCCUACCCACCCUUUCCCCCACUCCUACCCUCCCUUUCCCCCACUCCUACCCUCCCUUUCCCCACUCCUACCAUCCCUUUCCCCCACUCCUACCCUCCCUUUCCCCCACUCUUACCCUCCCUUUCCCCCACUCCUACCCUCCCUUUCCCCCACUCCUACCCUCCCUUUCCCCCACUCCUACCCUCCCUUUCCCCCACUCCUACCCUCCCUUCCCCCUACUACCCCUGA
Messenger RNA from Closterium sp. Naga37s-1, 1173 nucleotides. Lineage: Eukaryota; Viridiplantae; Streptophyta; Zygnematophyceae; Desmidiales; Closteriaceae. The record is from the annotation of a GenBank genome assembly.